Molecule: messenger RNA, 918 nt
Organism: Naegleria gruberi
Lineage: Eukaryota; Heterolobosea; Eutetramitea; Acrasida; Naegleriidae
Exons: 1
Coding region: 1-918 (305 amino acids)
Source: RefSeq, a predicted model, not a curated record
AUGACAAGUUGUGAUGUUAGUGUGGUGUUGCAGAAUUGUAGAGAAAGGCUUUCUUUUUUACCAUCAUCAGCCUUUGAUAAUUUAAUAAUACAACAAGAAGAAGAAGAAAAAACAUCAUCAUCAUCUUUAUAUCAUAGUCAUCAUUAUUUUGGUGCUAAUUCUUUUAAAUUAUCUUCAUCAUCCAUGAAUAUUCGGAACAUGAUGGUUCAUCCAUUUUCAUUAUGUAUUUUAUUGAUCAUUUCGAUAAUGAUGAUACAACCAUCAUUAUCUCAUGAAAUAUCAUCAACAACAAUAACUAGUAGUAGUAGCAGCAAUACAAUAGAUAAUAGUCUUCGAACAAGUAUAACAAGUAUUGUACCAUCAAAUUUAUUUAUUAAUUUAAUAGCAACACCACAAACAAGUGGUAAAUCUAGUAAUUCAACAUUUACAUUUAAUGUUGUUCCUAUUGCUAUAGGAGACAAGACUGAUGUUACUUGUUUAGAAUGUACAUUACAUGCUCCUAUUAUUUAUUUAGUUAUCAAUGAUUAUGGAAUUUCGUUUCAAUAUCAACUUGUUACUAAUAAUCAAUGCCCUAGUGAUUUUAUCAAGUAUUUUAAUCAAAAUAAUUAUUCUGAUCCAGAUGCUUUCUUUACUGAAACUCUUUCUUAUUCACCACAAUAUUCUAUUGGUAAUUUGGUAAAUGUUACUUCUAGUCAAGAUUUAUUUACAAUUUAUGGUGUUUUAUACAGAAAUAAUGAAAAAAUGAAUUCUGGAGUUAAUUGCGUCAAUAUUAAAUAUUCAAAUAAUGAAAUUGACACCAUUGCAAUUAAUUUGGCUGCCAAUGGAUCGUGUCCUCCAAUAUCAUCAUCUCCAUCAUGUAAAUUAUCUUCUGAUACCUUAUUUAUUGUUGAACAAUUUGUUUAUAUUAAGAAAAAGUAA